UGUAACUCCACUCGAUUCUUGAAUUCAUUCCGGAUAAAACAAUGCUUCGCUUUAUCAUCAAAUGAUUUCUUGAGUCAUUCUCCUUGACAGUCUCGUCAAACCCAGGCGAGAUAAAAGGCGACACGUCUUUGUUGAACAUAACCAACAUCUUUCUACCAACUGGAACAUCUUGACUGCCUCUAUACUAUCAUGGCUGAACAUCUGGAACGCGAACCACUCUCGGGAAUAGACAUUCUGAUUGUUGGCGGAGGUCUUGGUGGCCUGUCUGCUGCCAUCGAAUGCUAUCGAAAAGGCCACAACGUCCGCGUCGUCGAACGUCGACCAGGUCUCGAUCCCUUCGGUGACUUGGUCGCCAUUCAGCCCAGCGUGAUCCGUACAAUGCGCAAGUGGCCCGGAUUCGUCGAGAAGCUUCUCCACAACGACUUUGGGACCGACCUGCAUAUGUACAAGUUCGACGGGACUCUGAUCGGGGUUAUCCCCAUGGGCGAGUUUGACGCGGAGAUAGGAGAGCGCGCUGUCGCUGUUAGCCGUCGUGAAGCGCAUCGGACGUUGCAUGAAUACGCUACGGCGCUCAAUAUACCCAUUGAACAUGGAAUUUGCGUCGAGGACUAUUUGGAGACUGCUGACAAGGGUAUUACUAUUCUCGCAGAUGGGAGGAGGCUUGAGGCGGACGUUGUAAUUGCAGCGGAUGGAGUUGGAGGGAAGGCAUGGAGCAUAAUCAAUGGUAAGAAGGACAAGGCUGUUAGCAGCGGAUACGCUGUGUACCGCGCAACCUUCCCGCUCGAACAUGCGUUGAAGGUUCCCGAACUCGCUAAAGUGUUCAGUGGUGAAGGCCCAUAUGGGGCCAUAUACAUCGGGCAUAACACACAUACAGUCAUUGGUAAAAACAAGACCAGCGUUUGUGUUCUGAUGACUUAUCUGGACAGUGACAAUGCGACUGUGAAUUCGUCGAAGACACAGAGCUCUGAUCGUGCCCUUCAGCAUGUAAAAGGCUGGAGCCCAUUUGUCGCAGCCAUAUUCAAUGCGAUACCCAACAGGGAGGUCAUCGACUGGAAGCUCCUGUGGCGCGACCCCCAGCCUAACUGGGUUUCUCCUAUGGGUCGUAUCACUCAAAUUGGAGAUGCCGCUCACUCUCUUCUUCCUAGUAGUGCCAGUGGGGCGACCAUGGCCAUAGAGGAUGGUAUCGCUCUCGCGGCCUGUCUUAACAUUAGUGGAAAGAACGGUAUUCCUUUAGCUGCAUGGGUCUACAACAAGCUCCGAUUUGAGCGUGUGUCUUGUGCGCAAAGGAUGGGAUUAAAGACGCGCGAAAAGUUGCAUCACACGAAUUGGGAGAUUGCUUUGAAGAAUCCUCAAGCAGCGUUCGGUAAGCUUGUCGGCACGUGGUUGUCCAAGCACGAUGCGGAGAAGUACGCUUACGAUAAUUACGACGCAUGUGCGAAACAUGUGUUGGAGGGAGCGCCGUUUACGAACACGAAUACUCCUCCAGGAUAUACUUACGAACCGUGGACGGUUGAAGAAUUGUUGAGAGCGGUUCGGGAGGGGAAAGAGAUACAUGAUGCCGGUGAUUGGAACUGAUUGUGGAGUUAAUUCUAUAGUGUAGAACAUAGCGAACGUUUGUGUUGCUACUGUCUCGCAAUUACCAGCUUUAUUCAAGUUGCUUGAAUUCGGCAGCC
Messenger RNA from Desarmillaria tabescens, 1673 nucleotides. RefSeq lists its product as uncharacterized. The transcript is spliced from 5 exons. Gene Ontology annotation, molecular function: FAD binding; monooxygenase activity. Bases 190 to 1575 code for a protein of 461 amino acids. The record is from RefSeq and is a predicted model, not a curated record. Lineage: Eukaryota; Fungi; Basidiomycota; Agaricomycetes; Agaricales; Physalacriaceae.